Paramecium pentaurelia is the source of this 274-nucleotide messenger RNA. The record is from the annotation of a GenBank genome assembly. NCBI's taxonomy places the organism in Eukaryota, Ciliophora, Oligohymenophorea, Peniculida, Parameciidae.
AUGCAAUAAGAAAUUUAAGGAGAAGAAAAAAACUAUGAAGUCUAAAUACAAUUUGAAUAAAAUAAUUCAGAAUUGAUUGAAUAAGUAUUAUCAAUAGAUAAUGUAGAUGGGAUUUUGAAAAUGGAUAGCAAUGGUAAAUUGAAUGUAUACAUUAGGAAAUUAAUUGGUAUUAACAUUUAAAAGUAAUGAUGUUAAAAAAGUGGGACAAACUGUUAAUCAUACAAUAGAUUAAUUAUUGCUUGUUCUUGAGACAAUAAAUUAUACAAAGAAAUGA